GGAUGCUGCUGCUACUGUCACUUCUGCCGCUGCCGUUACAGAUUUUGCUUUUGCUCCUUCUACUGCAUGACAAUUGUUUUCCUCGUCUAAGCAGAUACCAGCCUCAGAUGCUCAAGGUGAGAGUCUUGCCUUUCGCUCUGGGCUAUUGGUUCACUUAAUCCAUCAAUUUGUUUGGUGUGCGUGGUUUUCUUUCUCCCAUCACCCUCCUUCCCCUGUCUUGUUUUGUUGUGCUUGCUUUUGGGGAGAUGUUUCUUCCCUCCUGCAGAAGAGCUGGAAUUGCUUGAGAGGUGUUUAAGGAAUUAUAAAAGUGGCCAGCAAACAGGAGCUCAGUAAUUCAGAAGCUACUCUUGCUUCAGAGAGGCAGAACGAUCAACAGAGGGCUUGAGGGCAGGGAGGGAUAGAGGGGGUCUCGUUUUUCCUGUGCGUUACUCCUUUCCCAGUUUGGAUGAUGAUGAUGCUGAGCUUGGACCUUUUGUUGACUCCCACUCUGUGAUUUUUGCAGAGCGCUGUGACUAUUACUACCAUCUCUUUUUGUCUGUGUCUCACAGUAAUGGACUGUGGUAGAGUUAAGGCCUUUUGGAGGUGAGCUGUUUUGAGAGCUGAUGCUUAAUCAUGUCUGAAGUAGCUGCCGACACUUUCCCCAGCCCCUCAGCUCAGCUGAGCCCUGAUGCGUCCCUCAACGGGCUCCCGGCUGAGGAGAACAUGCCGGGGACCCAAAGAGGGGACAGGAGGGUCCAGGGAAUAGCAGGCCUGGCCUCAACCUGCUGUGUGUGCCUGGAGGCAGAGCGACUGAAGGGCUGCCUCAACUCUGAAAAGAUCUGCAUCGCCCCUAUUCUGGCCUGCCUGCUCAGCCUUUGCCUCUGCAUUGCUGGCCUCAAGUGGGUCUUUGUGGACAAGAUUUUUGAGUAUGACUCUCCUACCCACCUUGACCCUGGGAGGAUAGGACAAGACCCAAAGAGUGCUGUGGAUCCUACAGCUCUGUCUGCCUGGGUGCCUUCGGAGGUGUAUGCCUCACUCUUUCCCGUACCUAGCCCCAAGAGCAAGGCUGAAGUGACAGUGCAAACUGACAGCUGGCUCGUGCCCUCCAAACCGUUCCUCCAGCCUUCUCUGUAUAACCGCAUCCUAGAUGUUGGGCUGUUGUCCUCUGCUGCACCUUCGAUGUCACCACCCGCCCUGGAGCCUACCACAGCAUCUCAGGCGCAAGCAACAGAAACCAAUCUGCAAGCUGCUCCAAAACUUUCCACUUCCACAUCUACAACUGGGACAAGUCAUCUCACGAAAUGUGACAUAAAGCAGAAAGCCUUCUGUGUAAAUGGGGGAGAAUGUUACAUGGUUAAAGACCUCCCAAACCCGCCCAGAUACCUGUGCAGGUGCCCAAAUGAAUUUACUGGUGAUCGCUGCCAAAACUACGUAAUGGCCAGCUUCUACAAGCAUCUUGGGAUUGAAUUUAUGGAAGCUGAGGAACUGUACCAGAAACGGGUGCUGACCAUAACUGGCAUUUGCAUUGCUCUUCUAGUAGUUGGCAUCAUGUGUGUGGUGGCCUACUGCAAAACCAAGAAGCAGAGGAAAAAGUUACACGACCGCCUUCGGCAGAGCCUGCGCUCGGAAAGGAACAACGUGAUGAACAUGGCCAACGGGCCACACCACCCCAACCCACCGCCAGACAACGUCCAGCUGGUGAAUCAGUACGUUUCAAAAAAUGUGAUCUCUAGUGAGCACGUCAUUGAACGAGAAACAGAGACCUCAUUUUCUACAAGUCACUACACCUCAACAACACAUCACUCUGUGACAGUCACCCAGACACCCAGCCACAGCUGGAGUAAUGGCCACACUGAAAGCAUCCUUUCCGAAAGCCACUCGGUGCUCAUCAGCUCCUCCAUGGAGAACAGCAGACACGCCAGCCCGGCGGGGCCCCGGGGCCGCCUCCAUGGCAUCGGGGGGCCACGGGAAGGCAGCAGCUUCCUCCAGCAUGCAAGGGAGACCCCUGACUCCUACCGAGACUCUCCUCACAGUGAAAGGUAUGUCUCAGCUAUGACCACACCAGCUCGCAUGUCACCUGUUGAUUUCCACACUCCAACUUCUCCCAAGUCCCCCUCCUCCAAAAUGUCACCACCGGCUUCCAGCUUGACUGUCUCCAUCCCUUCAGUGGCCGUGAGUCCCUUCAUAGAAGAGGAGCGACCACUGCUCCUGGUGACCCCACCAAGGCUACGUGAGAAGUAUGACCACCACCUUCAGCAGUUCAACACCUUCCACCACAAUCCUGCCCAUGAGAGCAACAGCCUGCCACCAAGUCCUCUGCGGAUAGUGGAGGAUGAGGAGUAUGAGACCACACAGGAGUAUGAACCAGCACAGGAGCCUCCAAAGAAACUCAGCAACAGCCGGAGGGUCAAAAGAACAAAGCCCAAUGGCCACAUUUCCAGCAGGGUGGAAGUGGACUCUGACACAAGCUCUGAGAGCAGCAGCUCUGAGAUGGAAACUGAAGAUGAAAGAAUAGGAGAGGAUACACCAUUCCUGAGCAUACCGAACCCCGUGGCGACCAGUCUGGAGCCGGCUGCUGCCUCCCUGCUGGCUGAGAGCAGGACUAGCCCGGCUAAUCGCUUCUCCACACCAGAAGAGCUGCAAGCAAGGUUGUCCAGUGUAAUAGCUAACCAAGACCCUAUUGCUGUAUAAAACAUAAAACACAUAGAUUCACAUGUAAAACUUUAUUUUAUAUAAUGAAGUAUUCCACCUUUAAAUUAAACAAUUUAUUUUAUUUUAGCAAUUCCGCUGAUAGAAAACAGGAGAGGAAAAGAAAAAAACCUUUUAUAAAUUAAAUAUACGUAUGUACAAAUGUGUUAUGUGCCAUAUGUAGCAAUUUUUUACAGUAUUUCAAAAAUGGGGAAAGAUAUCAAUGGUGCCUUUAUGUUAUGUUAUGUUAAGAGCAAGUUUUGUACAGUUACAAUGAUGGCUGUCCCAUAGUAUUUUGCAAAACCUUCUAGCCCUCAGUUGUCCUGGCUUUUUUGUGCACUGCAUUAUAAUGACUGGACAUAUGAUUUGCAAGAAUUGCAGAAGUCCCUCUGGUUGCUUGUUGUAGAAUCCCCAGAUCAAAAAGUCCUGUAAUGGCACUCUCACCCUACACACCCCACCAGAAAAA
Messenger RNA from Chaetura pelagica (chimney swift), 3133 nucleotides. RefSeq names its product neuregulin 1 (gene NRG1). Lineage: Eukaryota; Metazoa; Chordata; Aves; Apodiformes; Apodidae. The transcript is spliced from 9 exons. The record is from RefSeq and is a predicted model, not a curated record. The coding region runs from base 613 to 2670 and encodes 685 amino acids. Gene Ontology annotation, molecular function: protein tyrosine kinase activator activity; chemorepellent activity. Gene Ontology annotation, biological process: nervous system development; cell differentiation; intracellular signal transduction.